This is a messenger RNA of Rhizophagus irregularis DAOM 181602=DAOM 197198, 909 nucleotides long. RefSeq lists its product as uncharacterized. The record is from RefSeq and is a predicted model, not a curated record. Lineage: Eukaryota; Fungi; Glomeromycota; Glomeromycetes; Glomerales; Glomeraceae.
GUUAAUUUUAAAGGUAUAAUCAAUUUAAAUGAAAUGUUUGAACAAUUAAAUGUUUUAGAAUCUGUUCAUAUCAUUUAUUGUCAUUAUAUAAAUACUAGUUUUAUUCAACAAAUUCUUAAUUUAACUAAGCCAUUUAAAUUAAAAUCCUUAUUCAUAGAUGCAUCAUCAAAAGUCGAUGAAUCAUUGUUAUUAUUACUACGAAAAUUUGGUGGUUAUUUAGAGAAUUUCAGGAGCGUGAAUUUCUUGAGCAAAGUUGAACAACAGAAAAUACUUGAAUCAGUUAUAGAAUAUUGUAAAAAUAUCAAAUUACUUGGUAUUUAUAAUAUGAAUGAUGAGAUUGUUUAUCCAGUACUCAAUUUGAUUGAAAAUAUGAAACAGAAUCUUAAUUGUCUUUCUAUUUGUUGUGAAAGGUCUAAAUUAGAUAAUAGUAGUUCAAUUUUAUUACAAAAUUUAGGACAAAUUCUUCCUUCAAAAUUAGAAUAUUUGAAUUUGUUUCUUUACAUUAAUGCAAAUGAUUUUGAAGUAUUCCUAAAAAAUUCCCAGGGUACUUUUAUUAAGAUAUUGUUAAUUAGAGAUCUUAUGCAAAAAUAUAAUAAUAAUAUUUUACCUUAUAUAAAGGAAUAUAUUAUGAAGGAGAAAAGAGUUAGGUAUUUGAAUUUUAAGAAUAAUGGUAAGGAAUUGUUUGACUUUAGUGACGAAGUAAAUGAAUUUAAGUUGCAUAAUAUUGAAGUUCAAAAAUAUAAUGAUUUAGUUAUUGACAAUCGUCAGCUUAUACAGAUAUUUGAUUAAUCAUUUAUUUAUGAUUUAAAAUACUAAUACUAAUACGAACAUUCAUCUUUAUAAAUAAAGCUUCUUUAUAUAUUUACUUAUCUAGUUAAAAUAUGAUGCACAUGUAUUUAUUAUUGAUUA